AUGGCUCCUCCCAAAUCUGGCACCAUGUCGCACGUCUCGUCUACCAGUCGCAACAACAACGACAAGAAGGCCGGUUCGAGCUCCCACGAUUCCGACGAGACUAUCUCCAUUGACGAGAACAUUAAUGAAUCUGCUGCUUCGUCCGACGCCGAAUAUGCCAUCAAAUCCGAGGCUGAAUCUGUCUUCAAUGGAGUCCAUGUCCCCAAUGUCGCCAGUGCCGAUACCGACUCUGACGAGGACAUACCUGACGCGCCCGAUGCGCAGUCGACUCCAGCUCACGGUAGAGGCCGAGGCCGAGGUGGUCGCGGCAAGCGAGGAGGUGGAUGUGGAAGCCGUGGUGCCGGUGCAGGUCGCGCCAGAGGCCGAGGUCCCACUGCCAUGAACCAGUCCAUCCGAGCCCCCGGCGCUCCCCCUGUUGCUCGUGCUGUCCGCCAUUCCCCUGUUGCCCGUGCUGUCCGCGCUGUCCGCGCUGCCCGUGCUGCCCGUACUGCCCGUGUUGUCGAUCGGGCUGCACUGAGAGUCAAAGAGGAGGACGAGCGUGCUGCUGGAAACGGAGGUGUCAAUGGUGUCGCUGGUAACGGAGGUGCCAUUCGUGCUCCCGAUUACAUUGAACAUGAUUACCGCACCCUGUUCAAGAAUCUCAAGCAUCACUUGGAGUCCGUCGACGUAUACUCCACCAUCUUCUACGACAAUGCCUGGAAGGCUGUCGACACUAGCCGGGAGGACCGCAGCGCUUUCCUGGUUCUGUCACAGGUCAACCAGGGCAUCCAGCGGGCCCUUCGCGCACUGGACACCGUUUACUUCCCCGACGAGGAGCCUGAGAAGUUCAUGGAGGGCGACAGAGUCUUCCACGCCGGAGAGUAG
Anthostomella pinea is the source of this 864-nucleotide messenger RNA. The record is from the annotation of a GenBank genome assembly. NCBI's taxonomy places the organism in Eukaryota, Fungi, Ascomycota, Sordariomycetes, Xylariales, Xylariaceae.